AUGUCGCCCGGCGCGUCUUCAGCUUCGGAGGACAGUGAGGACGAGGAAGAGCUCAAUGAGCUGCAGGCACUGCAAGAUGAGCUGGCAGCCCUACGCAGUGUACUUGGAGAAGCGUACAGAGAGGCUCGCCUGAGGCGGCUCUUGGAGUCCAUCGAGAGCGCGGCGUCCAGGAACGCAGAUGCAGAGGCGUGCGUGGCCGCGCUCCGGGCUCGCAAGCGGCAGGCGGGGGCGCUGCGGAGCGCCUCCAGCGGCCUGAAGGAGCCGGCCUUCCCGGUCCCAUCCCGGGCCUGGGCGGUGGGCGACGAGCCGCCGCCGCUGCACCCAGAGGCUGCCGUGCUGGCACCGGUGUACCGGUAUCUGCCUCACACCUUCCCGUCCACGGCGCUCUCCAGGGAGGAUGCCGCACGGCUCCGGGGUGCCGUGAUCCAGCUGGUGCAGGAGAAGCGCACCAAUGCCGUGCUGGAGGCCGUGGAGGCGGAGCUGGCGGCCGGCCAGCCCCUCACCCCCGCGGACAUCCAGGCUCGGUGCGCGGGCGUGGAGGCUUUGACCCUGGACGACCCUGGCGUGGAGGCGGCCACCCUGGCCUUUGACCGCGGCGACUGGCAGGUGGUCCAGCAGCGGGCGGGGGUCGCGUCGGGCGCGUCGGGGUGCCGCCUGGGCUGGGUCAACGGCCUGCGCCCCGGCCUGCGCCACGAUGCCUAUGAGCCGGAGGAGGACGCGGCUCUGGCAGAUGCCGUGGCCCGCCUCGGGGUCCACCAGUGGCCGGCAGUGGCGGCUGAGCUGGGAGGGAAGCGCACCGCGAUCGCAAGCCUGCGUCGGUGGCUGGAGCUGGAGAGGCGGGCCUCUUCGGCGCCGAGGAGUCAGGAGGGGGCGGCCGGACCCGUGCCUUCCGGCAUGGAGGCCGGGACGGCCGGGCCCUCUGCCGGCCCAGCGCGGCAGGGGGGUGAGCUGAGUCCGGACCAGCUCUCACUGCUGGCGCGGCUGAUGCAGCGCCACGGUCCUCGGUGGAAGAUGCUGGCGGAGAAGAUGGGGCCUGGCUGGGACAGGCAGAGCCUUAUGCACGCCUGGCGACGGCACACCCAGCGGGGCUCUUUGGGUGGCGGCACAGCCACGCCACGGAGGGGGAAGUGGACCGCCUCGGAGGACGACGCUCUGCAGCGGGCCAUCGCCCUGCAUGGCAAGACGUGGGUGGCUGUGGCAAGGCUGGUGCCGGGCAGGUCGGAUGUGCAGUGCCGCGAACGAUGGAUGAACGUGCUCAAUCCGGACGUGACCAGCACCGCUCCAUUCACUGCCGAGCCCAAUGGACGUGUCAAGUGGGCUGCCAUCGCAGCGCUUCUCCCCGGGCGAACGGACAAGGCAGUGGCCAUGCGCCAUGCCCGUCUCCUCAAGCGGGAGGCAACAGUGGAGGCUGGAUCGGGCAUCUGCCCGGGAAGCGAGCAUACUGAUGCGCCUCCCAGCUCAACACAGUCUGGCGACGAGGAUGAUGCCUCGCGGGCAGCCGCCGAGCCAGAAGCAGACUGGCGGCAGCACAGCGUGGUGUAUGAGCAGGAUGGCAGCUGUGUCAAGGAAACGCUCCUCACAGAGGUCGUGGCAUGGGAGGACGGGAGUGUCACCGGGCCGGGAGCUGUGUGGAAGGCGGUGUCCCUCUGA
Molecule: messenger RNA, 1650 nt
Organism: Auxenochlorella protothecoides
Lineage: Eukaryota; Viridiplantae; Chlorophyta; Trebouxiophyceae; Chlorellales; Chlorellaceae
Product: Myb-like protein L
Exons: 10
Coding region: 1-1650 (549 amino acids)
Source: RefSeq, a predicted model, not a curated record